ACAGAGCAUACUGAGAAGAUAGAUAGCAAACAAAGCUACGAAAUAUGGGGUCAGGGAAUCAAAGGAAAAUCGAUACUUAUACGGUCGAAUGUGUCGAAAGCCGCCAAACAUUAGGUUUCCAAAAAAGGAACUUGUAGUGACAAGGUAAUUGUGUUAAAUGAUAAACUUGAAGUCGACAGCUUUUCUAGCGCAUCUGAGAAUUUCCAUAGCAAUGAAUUGUCGAGUACACUAACAUACUAAGUGAUGGUAUCCUGAAAUCCAGACGUGUUACAUUCUAUUGUGCCAAGUGAAUCCAAGCCAGAUAUGAUUUGCACUAUUCGUGUGUGAACUAAACUAGCAGCACGAUUUUUGCUCAGAUUCUGUAGCACACUUCCGAGGAGACGACAGGGUGAAAAUCACAAAAAGGAUCAUAUAUCUACGGGCUGUCAAAGAGUAAAAUCGUGCUCGUAAAAGGUGGAACAAUGUGCCCAUAAUUUUGCACCGUUCCGUUGUUCAGUUUAACCUAUCAUCUAAAUGGAAGGCAAUUGGAAAAUCUUUCGCGAGUGAUUGAGCUGAAACUUACUUUCAGCGGAAGAGGUCAAAAUGUUCGAAACAUCCCCAUUUUCAUGGGCGGCCGAUGAUAGGACAAUGUGGAAAAGUUUGGUGAACUCGUACUUAGAUGCGCGCUGAUGAUGGAAUUGCCAAGAAAUCGAGGCGUGUGGUAGUGUUGCGUGGUGGGCUGUGUGUGUGUGUCGGUCGAUGGUGAAGAGAAAAGCUUUUGUGUGCAACCCGUGAAAAUUUUCUCGGUUUUUCACCAACAUACUUGACGCGAAGUUGAAAAGUGUCUCUUGAUAAGUGUCUUUUGCAGUGCAAUUUCCGUGAAAUGUGCAACGAAUCUACGAAAUUGUGAAACAUAAAGAUGCAGAAAUUGGAAUAUCCGCGGAAAACAUGGCUAACGUUCCUAGGAAAAUGCAAGAAUGUGGCAAGAAAAAUCGAGGAUCAAUCUGUGCUCACUUCGGUCCCAAAAGAUGGAGAGUAAAACAAGGAGUGUAUAUGCAGCAGCGUUUUCCUGCACAAAAGUUAUCAGAAUCCUAAUGAAUUGAACAAAUUAGUCAUGAAAAUUAUUGGGUGAUGGGGUAUUUUCAGUGAAUACUAUUUAGUGACAGCUAUUUAUUUAAACAAUGGAAACCAGUUUGUGCAAUCGUUUUGGAGUUCCGCGAACGUAGUAAAUCCAGCUGUGAAAUGGAACUGGUAUCGAAGCUGUACCCACCGUAGUGCAAAAUGGUCGCCUCGCCAUUUGUACGGCCACACAGCGACAGCAUGGAGCGGUAUCUACAGACUGUUGUGCGUGAAAACUGCAUGUUUAUUUGAUCGUAGCAAAAGUCAACAUCUCUUCGACUGUGUCCGCUGGCGGAAAAAGUGAAAAUGUUUACCAAAAGCAACCGCGAUAUUCGUUUCUCAAGUGUAGCCAACGGUGAAGACAAUGACAACAAGUGCAGCGAGUAUCAGUUUUCAAAAUGUGAAACCAAACUGAAAAAAUACAAAGUGACAUGUUCCGAUGUCUGCCCAUCGGACGAAUGUGCGAUUAACGACGAACGUAAUCAAGUGAACAAUAGCAACAAUAGUGCAUAUAGCAACGGAUAUUUUCUAUAACGUUUGCUCCUCUAACGAAGCAUAGGCAUAGUUGAGUAUAAUGAGUUGUAUAUAGUGUGGGGAAAUGGAAAAUCAACUUAUGUAGAGAUAGCAUACAUCUGAGAAGAAUAACGAAAUAACAUUUAAGUCAUACAUACCUAUAGUGCUUCGUUUUAUGAUUUUGCAAGAUGGAGGAGUAAAAACGGUACAUAGAGUAAGAAUAAACGACAACUUGGACCCUACUGCAGUUUCAGUGGAUAUAAAUAGCUUACUUACAUACAAAAGAUAGCCAAACUUCGAAAUACGUAGCAUAUCGUAUUUCAUUGCAUCACUAGGAUAUUACCAAAAUGGCCGAUAUGCCUGAUUUAUCUCAUCUGACACAGGAGGAACGAGCUAUCAUUGAAAAUGUUAUGCAUCGACAACGGCAGGAGGAGGAGCGGGAGAAUGAGAUUAUGCGGAGAAAGCAGGACGAGGUGGCAACGCUCGUUGAUUCAAUCAGGCAAAAAUCGGAACAGCAGAAAAAGGCAGGAGUGGAACUGGACGCUACCUGUCACAUUUGCCUCAAAACCAAAUUUGCGGAUGGCAUCGGGCACAUCUGCAAUUAUUGCAACAUCCGUUGUUGUGCCAAAUGCGGGGGAAAAGUCACGCUGCGUAACAAUAAGGUGAUAUGGGUGUGCAUCGUUUGUCGGAAGAAGCAAGAGCUCUUAUCAAAAACGGGUCAAUGGAUUAACAAAAGCACCAGUCCCGAUGGGACAGGUCGUCGAUAUGAAGGAGAUCCCAGGGGUUUCCCACAAACACUCGAUCCACACGAUCCCUCCGACAAACGACCAAAACUGGAACGAGCGAAAAGUGCUGCCGAAAAGGAGAACAACCCCAUGCAACGUGCUGGCAGUCAGCUUAGGAGGCAAUAUUCGCAGCAAGAUCCUAUACCACGACGAUUGUCGCAAUCGGAUAGCGGAGUGGAUAUAUCGACUGCACCCUCGCAAGUUCGAUUACCAAUGCCACGGAUGCAUUCUCAAGGUGGCCAACAGCAAGGUCCCUACGGCCAGUAUACGCAACAUCCCGGUCUUCCUCAGCCUCCCAUGCAACAGUCACCAUACGGGCAUCCUCAAUCUCAUAUGAAUCCUCAAGUGCAGAUCACUCGACCCAGUGGAAACGUCGGGAUGGGUGGUUAUGCACAAGAGGACCCCAGUUAUUAUCAGGGUGAAAUUGAAGAUCUAAUGCGUGCUCAUCCGCAUUUGGUUCAUCCUCGGCAGCAGCAGCACUACGCAGAAUCAAUGCAAUCCGGAAGUAGCAGUGGGAUUGUGCUACCACCAGAACCAAUGAAGAAACACAAACGCCCCAUGGGUGGUCCUUAUCUCCCGCAGCAGCGGUCGUAUAGCAGCUCCGACGAAGAUAUUCGAUCUACGCCGGAGUACGAAGCCGGGCACCAAAAACAGUAUUUUGAUAAUCACUCUCGACUGAAUCCAAGCCUAACUGAUUACCGGGCGAGUAAGCUGGAUGUACAACAAAGAAAUAGCUAUAAUCGAACGAACCAUAACCGGUACCAUAGUCAGCAGUUGAACUCGCAAUUUCAGCAGCCACUACCACAGGUAGUGGUUGCAGACAGCACCAUUACUUCGUUGGCGUACGAUAAUAAUAAUCAUCAACACGGUAGCAGUCAUCAUCAGCAUAGUCAUCAGUCAGUGCCGGAGUCCCAUCAAGCUCAUAAUAGCCAAUAUCAGUUUAUUCAGCAGAACAGUCGAUAUAACUCCAGUUCUGCUAGCAAUGAACAGCCGGACCCGUAUUGGGAUGAUCCGGCCGAUAGUCGACGAUUCACCGAACGAAGAAAGAAAACGGUGAGGUUCGAUGGACAGGACGCUGAUGACUGGGGACGAUGGGAGUCGGAAAGACAGGGCAGUCAGGAUUCAACUACUAAGGAUUCUGGUAUCGAUACCAGUAGUACAUUUACAAGUAGUGAAGAUUCGAAUCGAGGCGAUGGUCCCAAGAAUCCUGUUAGUUGGCAAGUGUCAGCAGAUGGCAGUCGUAUGAUUGGUCAUAUGGUUUUGCAAAGAAAUAGUGACAGCGAAGACGUUUUGGGAUUGAGAGUACGGGGUGGACAAGUUCUGCCUCACAACGAAAAGGGAGCAAUAGUUGAACAAGUGCAGCGUGGUUCGAUAGCUGACCAGGAAGGACACAUUAGGCCAGGUGAUGAAGUAGUGGAAUGGAAUGGCCACUCGAUGCGUGGGAAAUCCGCGUCGAACGUAUACGAUAUUAUAAGUGCUAGUAAACGGGAACCGUUGGUAGAAUUACUCCUAACACGUGAGAUUGCGAUAAAUCGUAAAAACACUCAAGCAUCUUGGCGAAAAUCUCAUUCCCCAACGCGCAUUCAGACUCACCGUGGAGCAGAAAACUACAUCCGACGAGAUAAGCCAAGCGUGUUAGUCACAUCUCCCGGAUCGCCAGACUUGCACAGUGUUCGUAAUUAUUCCACCAAUCUUCGUUACCCUAAUAGACUGACACCGGCUGCGACAGCAACGCAGCAGGAGAAUAGCGUUGGAGGACGAGUUCAAUUAAAGCUAGGCUUCGAUCCAAGUUCUCUGCAGCUGAUCGUGACCAUCCUGGGCGCCAAAGAUCUGGUUCCAAGGGUCAACGGAGCGGCACGAAACCCAUACGCCAAAAUCUGCUUGCUUCCCGAUCGAAGUGAAAAAUCCAAAAGACGAACGAAAACGCUAGCUCUUACCAACGAGCCUCGUUGGGGUCAAACAUUCGUAUACGACGGCCUCCGUAGAGCUGAUCUGCAGAAUCGUCUCUUCGAAAUCACUGUUUGGGAUUACGUCCGCUAUGGUGCCAACGAUUUUCUCGGUGAAGUGAUUCUCGAUUUGUCCACGUACCCUUUGGACGACGAACCAGAGUGGUUCAACCUGCAGCCGCAUUCGGAGAACCUCCGAGAUGCAUUCCGUAGAGACGAUAGAGAACCUGGCAACGAACUGGAUAUGAUUUUAUCCCCGAUCGAUCAUUUAUCGCCGCCGAGCACCACUUCAAGGUGUACUGACUCUGACACGACCUCCGAAUGCGAUAUCGAUGGUCUGAUGACUGCCCGAGACGGUGCUAGCGUAUCAUCAUCAAGUCCUCCACCAGAGGUUGAUCUACAAGAGCGAAGGUCUCGACGGGAUAUGUCACCGCAGGGACGCAAACGAGUCGCUAGUAUGGUAGCAAAAGACUAUCGAACGGUGUCGGGCGUAGGGCAGGGCUUUCACAAUCAAAUGACGAACGAGGCAUCCGCUUCCUAUCGUCGGAACGGCACGAUGGCACUGAACCAACGAAGUCAAUCGGCGGCACCGAGUGAUAGCUAUCGAGAUGACCGGCGGGACUCAUUGUCGCCCCAAGAUGAUAGAUAUACCGAAUAUCCAGUUCUUCCAUUACAUCAGUAUGCGCCAAGAUUUCAAUCACGAUCAGCGACUGCGACACCAACUGGUUCACCGAAGAAACGACAAUUACCACAAGUACCUCACGUGUCACGAAAUGCAGCUAUGCGAGAGCGGUUCGUACAGGAGUUUGAGGAGCGCAGUGGGGGACGUUUUUCCCGGUACCGACAUCGCCAAAGCCAUCAUCUGCCAACGUAUCGAAGUACGGGGAUGGGAGGAUGGGAACAACGCUAUACCGGACUUUCUGACAGUGAUCUGACGACACACUCAUUAGACAGUAGAAUUAGACCUAGACACUCGUUAUCUCCGGAUAAGGAUUUUAUGGGUGAUUUUGCUGACUCCGAUAUGGAGUCGGUGGUUAGUGUAACUUCAAGUGCUUUUUCAACUCAGUCGGAGCGACCGCGUGGAUCAAAAGGGAUAAGUGAUUAUGAUGUGAGAGACCGGGGUCGGUAUGGCAAUAAUGGUGGACGGGAUACGUAUCGGCAGCGUGAUCGUGACCGAAACAGUAGUGAUCAUGAACGGGACCGUCUGAGUGACGGUCGGCGGGAAUCGCGGGAUCGUGCUGAACUGGACCGAAGUCUUUCGAACAAUGAGGGUACACCCGAGGAUAAAAUAGACGGUAGCUUAAGUGACACGGCCGUGAUACAAAGCUUGGACUCGCGGCGUAAGCUGGAUCAACGAUCACCCAAGAGUGAGACCCCAACGAGGGAACGGGAUCUCUUCGGUCCCGGUAUGGGCAAGAAGAGUAGUUCCACGUCGCAACUGUCGGCAACAGACCAAGGGAUAUCGCCAUCAUCCUCGUCGUCUACAUCGCAACGCAAACGAUCCUCAGCGGGAUCGAUCCAACGAUCAGUCGAAGUGACACCGAUUCCAUCACAGUCGGGGGCCAAUCGUGCCGGAAGUUUACACUCAAUCUCUAGCUCCGAGGGCUCCUCGUGGUCACCAUCGCUACGGAUGACCGGCGAUACUGGACCAUUGUCGGACUUCAUCGAGGGUUUGGGACCAGGACAGCUUGUUGGGCGCCAAGUGUUGGGCGCUCCUGCCUUAGGUGAUAUUCAACUGUCUAUGCACUAUCAGAAGGGUUCCUUAGAAGUUGAAGUGAUAAGAGCGAGAGGUUUGCAGGCACGUCCUGGCUCAAAAGUACUUCCAGCGCCUUAUGUUAAAGUGUAUUUAGUUUCCGGUAAAAAGUGUAUAGAAAAAGCUAAAACAACGACUGCUAGGAAAACAUUAGAUCCAUUAUAUCAACAACAAUUAGUGUUUAGAGAACCGUUUGCUGGCUGCAUAUUACAAGUGACGGUAUGGGGUGAUUACGGACGAAUGGAGGGCAAAAAAGUGUUCAUGGGUGUAGCUCAAAUAAUGCUGGAUAACCUUAACCUAUCACAUUUAGUCAUCGGAUACUACAAACUGUUCGGAACCACAUCACUGGUCAGUGGACCACCUAGUUUGGGUCUAUCUAGGCGAUCCUCAAUUGCAUCACUCGAUUCACUUAAGCUGUAAAACUCAUUGACAUCACUAUGUUUAUUUUUCUCCUUCGGUAUUGUUUUGGUUUUCGACUUUGGUUUGAUUUUGAGAACUGUAUCACUUUUGUUCUCGGUUCGUACUAUGAGAUGGUUUGGUGUUGUUAAUUUUUGAUACGAACUGAAGUUUUGUCUAGCGGCAGUCAUCGUUUUCCUUACAUAGUUACUACAACCCGUCUUAGAUUGAAUCGUGGCAGCUGUCGCAACAGCUUUGCCAUAGCAUUCCUACAACUUGUGAAUAAUUUCUUAGCCGUCAAGUUUGUUUGAUAUAGCCUUACGAUAGUUGACACUCUAGCCAAUAGUUUAUUUUCGAGUCAUCACGGUCUUCUCGAAAUGUGGCUUGAAACACCCUCAAUUUCUACAAGGAUGCUAUUCUAUUGCUGAUUUUCAACGGAUUGCGAGCGGGAUCAACAAAGAUUGCUAUUCGUAUAGCGAAUAUGUCUAGUAAAAGUAACCUUGAUAAACCUCAGCAUAAGUUUCAUCGGCGUACCUACUAUCUGGUUUACCAAAUCCACAUCCUAUUUUUUCGUACAAUCCAAGCCAUGACAGUUAGUACUAGGAAGCCAACAACCGAACGUAACGGCAACAUGUUCCAGUAUAGGAGACUAGACUAAAACAAAUUAACAAAUUCAGCCUGUGAGACGAAGCGGAAUGCAACCAAACAAAAAGAAAAAAAAACCACAGUCACACAUGAGCACGAAGAGCGUGAGCAAUUUUCAGAUUUUUCGCGUAUUUAUUAAAACAAAGCAAAAAUACAUCUAAGGAAAAAUGAAACUCAAAUCUGUGAAUUUAUUAAAAGUAAUAUUAAAAGAAAAAAAACAGUAAGGAUACAAAUCAUAAAGCAGCAUCAGACGAUUCAUAACAAAGCAAGUGAACAACUACUUUGUAUAAUAAAGAACAAAUAAUCAAGCCUUCCAUUAUAUUUAUGAAACAAGGAACAUUUAAUUAUUAAUUAUCAAUUUACCAAAACUAAAUUUUUGAAAACAAAAAUAAUAAACCCAACAUACGGUUCCACACGAGCCACGUCAUUCUUAUUCAUUUCACUUUUGAAUUGUAGAUCCAAGCAGAACUAUCGUAUCGUAAAUCACAUUCGUUCCCUCUCAGAUAAUUUUCGCCAAAUUAACACGCAUUUUCAUGUAAUUUCUCUUUCCUACUUCACUUAAAAUCUCAUGAGACUAUAGAGAAAAUAGAACGAACAAAGCGACCGCCACUUAGUGUACAGCUGGUAUGGAACAGGAAAACAAACUUUUUCAUAAAGAGAGUAAAAAGUUAAGAGUAACUCAUUGAACAAAGCAAAUUUGUAAAUUUACUAAAACAAUAGGCAAAAUCGAUCGCGAAAACAUCUUGUAAAUAUAAGUUAAAGUAAAAAACUGAAAACAGAAAAUGGAACGUGAAAACACGAGUGCACUGAGUUGCAUUCGAGUACUAG
Molecule: messenger RNA, 7964 nt
Organism: Aedes aegypti (yellow fever mosquito)
Lineage: Eukaryota; Metazoa; Arthropoda; Insecta; Diptera; Culicidae
Gene: Rim
Product: regulating synaptic membrane exocytosis protein 1
Exons: 24
Coding region: 1959-6515 (1518 amino acids)
Biological process (GO): intracellular protein transport; positive regulation of synaptic transmission; calcium ion-regulated exocytosis of neurotransmitter
Cellular component (GO): cytoskeleton of presynaptic active zone; presynaptic membrane
Molecular function (GO): small GTPase binding; transmembrane transporter binding
Source: RefSeq, a predicted model, not a curated record